AUGAGCAGGACCGCCCUAGUCGUCGUGUUCGGUCCAUGCUCCUUGCAUGACGUACGUGCAGGGCUCGAGUACGCGCAGCGUCUCCGUGAAUAUGCUGAGAAGGCCAAGGACGACUUACAUAUUGUCAUGCGGGUGUACUUCGAGAAGCCACGCACCACAGUGGGCUGGAAGGGUUUGAUCAACGACCCAAACCUUGAUGGCUCGUUCCAGAUCAACAAGGGACUCCGCCUUGCUCGUGGGUUCUUGUUGGAGGUGGCCAAGAUCGGCCUUCCUGCCGGUACUGAGUUCCUCGAUGCUAUUAGUCCACAGUACACGGCCGACUUGAUCUCAUGGGGCGCUAUUGGUGCACGUACGACCGAGUCGCAAGUGCAUCGCGAGCUCACGAGUGGCCUCAGCAUGCCUGUUGGCUUUAAGAACGGCACAGAUGGAUCUGUGCGAAUCGCCAUAGAUGCCAUUCGGUCGUCCUCGAGCUCUCACCAUUUCCUUUCCGUUACGAAGCAAGGUAUCUCUGCCAUUGUCGAGACGGCUGGGAAUGAUAAGUGCCAUGUGAUCUUGCGUGGCGCGAACUCGGGACCUAACUACAGCUCCGAGCAUAUCACCUCAACAAGGAGCUCACUCGAAAAAGCUGGCCUUCCCGCGCGUAUUAUGAUCGACUGCAGUCAUGGAAACAGUGAAAAGAAGCACGAGAACCAGCUCAAGGUUUCUGAGAAUGUUUCCGAGCAGCUGUCAGCAGGGGAUGAUAAUGCAUGGAGCAUUCUUGGUGUCAUGCUCGAGAGCAAUCUCGUCGAGGGACGUCAGAAUGUGCCACCAGAGGGACCCAACUGCCUGACAUUCGGCCAAUCCAUUACCGAUGCCUGCAUGGGCUGGGACAUGACUGUUCAGGCGCUAGACAAGCUUCGUGCCGGUGUUCAGGCGCGUCGUGCCAAAGCACCUGCGAGCCACCAUACACGGAUUAACUCGGGUGUCUUGGCAUCGACCAGCAACCAGUCUGGUUUCAACGACGCUGCUCUUGCGACUUUGGGCAAGUAG
This is a messenger RNA of Malassezia globosa CBS 7966, 1029 nucleotides long. RefSeq lists its product as uncharacterized. Gene Ontology annotation, cellular component: cytoplasm. Lineage: Eukaryota; Fungi; Basidiomycota; Malasseziomycetes; Malasseziales; Malasseziaceae. The transcript has a single exon. The record is from RefSeq and is a predicted model, not a curated record. Gene Ontology annotation, molecular function: 3-deoxy-7-phosphoheptulonate synthase activity. Gene Ontology annotation, biological process: aromatic amino acid biosynthetic process. The coding region runs from base 1 to 1029 and encodes 342 amino acids.